Messenger RNA from Nematocida major, 1125 nucleotides. RefSeq names its product actin beta/gamma 1. NCBI's taxonomy places the organism in Eukaryota, Fungi, Microsporidia. The coding region runs from base 1 to 1125 and encodes 374 amino acids. The record is from RefSeq and is a predicted model, not a curated record. The transcript has a single exon.
AUGGCAGACGAGGAACGUAAAGCAUUAGUUAUUGACAACGGGUCUGGUAUGUGCAAGGCUGGAUUCUCAGGGGACGACGGACCAAGAGCAGUCUUUGCCAGCAUAAUAGGAAAGCCUAGGCACCACGGAGUCAUGGUCGGAAUGGGCCAGAAGGAGUCCUACGUGGGAGAAGAGGCCCAGACCAGGAGAGGAAUCCUCACUCUGAAGUACCCAAUUGAGCACGGAAUCGUAAACGACUGGGACGCAAUGGAGAAGAUCUGGCACCACACUUUCUACAACGAGCUCCGAGUGGCUCCAGAAGAGCACCCUGUGCUGAUGACGGAGGCGCCUCUGAACCCAAAGCUGAACAGAGAGAAAAUGACCCAGAUUAUGUUUGAAACCUUCAACUGCCCGUCUUUCUACGUUGCAAUCCAGGCCGUGCUUUCGCUCUACUCAAGCGGGCGAACCACAGGAAUUGUUCUGGACUCGGGAGACGGUGUAACGCACACUGUGCCCAUUUACGAGGGAUACUCGCUUCCCCACGCAAUCUCCAGACUCGACCUUGCAGGAAGAGACUUGACCGACUACCUCAUGAGAAUCCUCACGGAGAAGGGAUACACUUUCACAACAACUGCUGAGAGAGAAAUUGUGCGAAGCAUAAAGGAGUCUCUCUGCUACGUUGCAAAGGACUUUGACGUGGAGAUGGCCAAGCCUUCCAGCGACCUGGAAAAGAGCUACGAGCUCCCAGACGGCCAGAACAUAACCAUCGGAAACGAGAGAUUCAGAGCGCCAGAGGCACUUUUCCAGCCUUCAUUCAUGGGCCUGGAAACUGUUGGUAUCCACGAAACAUGCUUCAACUCCAUUAUGAAGUGCGAUGUUGACAUUAGAAAGGACCUGUACUCGAACAUUGUGCUUUCUGGAGGUACAACACUCUACGAGGGAAUGCAUGAAAGAAUGCAGGACGAAAUAUCCAGGCUUGCCCCGUCUUCUAUGAAGGUGAAAGUGGUUGCAAACCCAGAAAGGAAGUACAGCGUGUGGAUUGGUGGGUCUAUUUUGGCCUCGCUCGGAACUUUCCAGCAAAUGUGGAUCAGUAAGAGCGAGUAUGACGAGUGUGGUCCUUCUGUUGUUCACAGAAAAUGCUUCUAA